AUUUAACCACGAACCAACCAUAAUCAGUUCAUUAAUGACAGAAAAUAAAAAGUACACGAUAGAAGAUUUAAAGCAACAUCAAUCUAAUGAAGAUAUGUGGCUCUUAAUAAAUGGAAAAGUCUAUGAUUGUACAAAGUUCCUUGAUGAGCAUCCAGGUGGUGAUGAAGUUAUAAUCUCCGAAGGUGGUAAAGACGCUACUGAAGCAUUCGAUGAUAUCGGUCACUCUGAUGAAGCUAGGUCACAAUUGGAUAGCCUCUACAUCGGUGAAUUCGACGGUCCUUCAAAAGUUUCUUCUUCUUCACAAACUGGUACAAAAUCUUCUGAUACAAGAGCUUCACUUCUUAGCAACAUUUUAUUCCCACUAGUAGCAAUUUCUGCUUAUCUCAUUUGGCGUAUUUACUUUGCAAACUAAAAUCAUACAUAGAAAUUUCUCUACAUGA
Messenger RNA from Wallemia mellicola CBS 633.66, 440 nucleotides. RefSeq names its product cytochrome b5. The transcript is spliced from 6 exons. Gene Ontology annotation, cellular component: intracellular membrane-bounded organelle; endoplasmic reticulum membrane. Gene Ontology annotation, molecular function: heme binding. NCBI's taxonomy places the organism in Eukaryota, Fungi, Basidiomycota, Wallemiomycetes, Wallemiales, Wallemiaceae. The coding region runs from base 35 to 412 and encodes 125 amino acids. The record is from RefSeq and is a predicted model, not a curated record.